Messenger RNA from Puntigrus tetrazona (Sumatra barb), 2969 nucleotides. It is a transcript of the gene cwf19l2, whose product is annotated as CWF19 like cell cycle control factor 2. The record is from RefSeq and is a predicted model, not a curated record. Gene Ontology annotation, biological process: mRNA splicing, via spliceosome. Gene Ontology annotation, cellular component: post-mRNA release spliceosomal complex. Lineage: Eukaryota; Metazoa; Chordata; Actinopteri; Cypriniformes; Cyprinidae.
GCUGCGACGGACGCGUUACGGCAGAUGUUCGCGACAGUGGGAGCGCGUUCGCGGCAGCAUCAUGGCGGCGUGCGGUGUGAGUUUCGAGAGCGCAAACAGCAUCAAAUCUCGAAAAGAGGCCAAAAGGGAAGAGAGAGAGGUCGUUUUACAACAGGCUAAGGAGAAGUACGAGAAAGAGGAGAGGAGGAAGGCCGAGAGAAAGGCCAGGGGCGAGGACACGUGGAUGCUUCCGGAUGUUGACCUGCGUCUGCAGCAGAUAGGCCAGGAGCAUGCGGUGAAAAACAAGAAAAAGAAAAAAGAGAAGAAAGCAAAAAAGAGCAAGAAAGAGAAGAAGAAGAAAGCUAAGAAAGAGACAAAAGACGAUGACGACGCGUCUUGUGACAGCUCUGAAGACUCGGGGGACGAGUGGGUGGAGGCUCCGGCUCUGUCAGGGGGCGGCGGCCAGGCGUGGAAGGCGGAGCAUGAGGCCACGCCCACCAGCAGCUUAGCCAGUGCUAACCAAAGAGACGAGUGGAUGACUUUUGACUUCCUGGCGAUGAAAACGACCUCGCUGGCCGAGAGACGAGCGCGAAAAGAAGCGGAGAAGGAGGCGGAAAGGCAGAAAGCAGAGGCUGUCGAACAGGCUGGUCUUCACAGGUUAGAGUUGAAUCCUUACUGGAAGGAUGGAGGAAGUGGUCUGCCCUCGGAGGACAACUCCGGCACCGCAGUUAAAAAAGCUGGAGUGGUGAAUGAUGGAGGGGUGAGCUGGCUCAGGAAGUCAUAUCAGAGGAUGAAAGAGCAGGCCGACAGAGAGCAGCGCAGUCUGGAGAGCGUGGUGGCGGAGAGAUACGGGUCGAUGGAGGAUUUCCAGAAGAGACUGCGAGAGGCAGAAGAGGCAGCGUAUGGAGAGAGGGGCGAGAGGAGAGAAGACCGAGAGAGAUGGAGGAGAGACGACAGAGAGGAAGGGAGGGAGCGAUGGAGGAGGAGAGACCGGGAGGAGACACGGAGAGACAGAUCUCCCCGCUCCGAGAGAGAAAGAGACUUUGAGAGAGGACCCCGAGGCCGAGACGAACGCCAUCCCAGAUCCCGAGCGGAUCCAGACGAGGAACAACAUUCUCAGAGACGCAACGCUUCCUCUCUGUCCAGCCUCAAAUUCCUCAAACCUGACGCCGAUGAGGACGUGAGCGGAGGGGCGGGGUUCAGGAAGGCGGGGCCGAAAGGCACUAUGUCCAAUCAGGGUGCAGGAUUCAGGAAACCUGUGGAUGACGACGGUGAUGGUGCUGCGCCCGCAUGGAGGAAGAGGAGUGCCACACGGGAUCCAGAGGAGACGGCGAUCCCACCGAAACACACAGAGAAGAGCGCCGCCCCGCUGGAGGAGAGCAAAACUACAACCACAUCAACAACAGUGAGCAGUUCAGAGAGUGAAGAGGAGGAGGAGGAAGAGGUGAUCCUGACAGAUGAAGAGAUGAAUAAACUGGGAGCCAAACUCGUUAAGGCAGAACUCAUGGGAAACACGGCGCUGGCGGAAAAACUGAAGGCUCAGAUGGAAGCGGCCCGUCGAGCCAAAGAGAGCCGAGCGCAAAGAAACGCCCAGAACAAACCCGUUUCAACACCGCCGGACUCCGAGAAGGACGUGGUGCUGUUCAGGACCGACCCGUCGGGACGAGCCUGGCCGGUCAAAGCCCCGUCUCAACCGCAGGAGCCUCGAGGAGGACGGAGGAAGCAGAAAGCGAUCGAGACGCACCAGGAUGGCGAACGCGUGCGCUAUUUUGAGGAUGAUGAUGGUAUGGAUCUGAAAGAGAUGGUCAGACGGGAGAAGAUGAGCUCUGCUGAAGAUCAGAAUGCUCUUUACUCACGCAUGGCAGCUAAGAUGAUGGGGAGGACAGACGGAGAUAACUACACUCUGGAUGACAUGUUUGUGUCUAGCGCGGCUCAAAGAGAAAGAUCGGGUCGAGACGAAGAGCGGCAGAGGAACAAAGCAGUGCAGGAGACGCGGCGGUUAGCCGGACGGAUGGACAAAUGUAGACACUGCUUCGACAGCCCUGAGCUGCCUAAACAUCUGAUCGCCGCUGUCGGAAACAAGGUGUACUUGUGUCUGCCGAACAGCGUGUCUCUGACCGAAGGUCACUGUUUGAUCGUCCCUAUCCAGCAUCACACAGCUGCCACGGGUCUGGAUGAGGACAUUUGGAGUGAAAUACAGAUGUUCAGACAGGCUCUGGUGCGUAUGUUUGAGUCUCAGGAGUUGGACUGUGUGUUUUUGGAGACUCACAUGAACCCGAAGAGGCACCUGCACAUGGUCUACGAGUGUGUGCCGCUGCCCAGAGAGCUCGGCGACAUGGCACCCAUUUACUUUAAGAAAGCCAUAAUGGAAUCAGAUGAGGAAUGGGCCAUGAACAAGAAGGUUGUGGAUCUCUCAUCCAGAAGCAUCAGACAAGCUGUUCCUCGCGGGUUGCCGUACUUCUCUGUGGAUUUCGGAUUGCAGGGCGGAUUUGCGCACGUCAUCGAGAACGAGCAGAAGUUCCCACACUAUUUCGGCAAAGAAAUCCUGGGCGGGAUGCUGGACCUAGAACCGAGGCGCUGGCGGAAACCGAUCCGUGAGAAUUUCGACGACCAGCGCAAGAAGGUUCUGAAGUUCGCUCAGUGGUGGAAAGCGUUCGACUGCACUAAAAACGACGGCUAGACGCUGAGACGGUGUGCUUUCUCAACUCCACACUUGUCUUUUAAGAGGGCUUAGCAAGUGUACGUGGCUCCAGUAUCUAAAAUAAAAAGUAAGCAUUUAAACCAGGCAUGUUUUAUCCGGUCUGAAGAUUUUUAUGGGACCCUCUCGUGUUUCAAAUCUAGGUAAAUGUUUUGUUUUUUAAUUAAAUAUCAAAUAUUAGUUUUUAUCUGAAAUAUGUUACCUGAUCUUGUCUGGUGUUGAUGUAAAUCGUGUUUUCCUGAGCAAUUAAACUCAUAAUAAAAUAUUAGAAGCCCGCUCAGCUGAUUAUGUG